Messenger RNA from Auanema sp. JU1783, 939 nucleotides. The record is from the annotation of a GenBank genome assembly. NCBI's taxonomy places the organism in Eukaryota, Metazoa, Nematoda, Chromadorea, Rhabditida, Rhabditidae.
AUGGCCCAAUGGACAGAUCCCUCACGAACAUUCUUAAUCCAAGAAAUCCGAACUCGACCAAUUGUAUGGGAUCGAGAUGUUUCAAAUGAUAGCACACACAAGGCUGCAAAACAGAAAGCUUUUUCUGAAGUAGCGAAAGCACUCAAUGAAGCUUUUCCUUCAAUUUCAUCGAAAUUCACAGGAGAAGACGUUCGGUCACAGUGGAAGAACUUGAAAGACACGUUUGUGCGGAAGCUGCGGUAUCUUCAUGAGGGAAAAUAUGCCUAUGACUCUCAGAAAGAACCAACUUGGAAGUUCUAUCGAAUGCUUUCUUUUCUGGACGACAAAAAGAAAGAACGCCUUUCUCCAGAAAGUUCUCUAUUUGAUAUCUCUUCAUUGCACAGAGAUCACAGAAGUUUCAGUAUUGAUUUACCUAAAGGGGAGCCAUUUGAAAACAGUAACGAGAGUGCCUCGAGCCAGGAAGUUCUACAAAUCCUUGCAGACCAAUUGAAGAAUGAUAAGAAUGAAAGUUCGUUGUGUUCUUUGAAUCCUGGCUCACCGAACCAGAGUGGCGAUUCUAUCUCGGGAAUUUCUUCUACUUGCCUCAAGACUGACAGUCCCAAAACACCAACAGGAGGAGAGAGUGUAGAAGAGGAGGAAGAGCCAAGAAGGAAGAAGACUUGUCAAAGAUGCGUUCGGAAUACAGCGAGUGUAACUAACGACGAGUUCGACUUGUUUGGCUCAUUAGUCGCUGCUCAGUUACGACGGUUGGCUGAAGAGAACUCUCGUUCGUGCUCGUUACGUCUUCAAAAAGCUUUGAACGAUGUAAUGUACGAGUCUCAAAUGGAUCUGCUAGCCUUCUCUUCCCACUUAGACUUAUCCACCAAGUGGAUCUCAUGUAUUUAUUCUUCCAGAGUUUUACUUUCCAAGUACGAAUUCUUUACUACCGAUUUUGCCUGA